GGAGCCAGGAGGGCGACGCCUGGGCCGCCGCCCACCGGGCCGGCAGGAGGCGGACCCGCUCCGAGCGCUGCGCGCGCGCCGGGCUGAUUCUUGCAAACAAGUGUCUGUGGCGCUCUCCCCGCGGCCCUGGGACGCGCUCCGCCGCCCCCAGGCGGCCCUCCUCGCGCCCGGCCCGGCUCUUAUGGGGCAGGAAGGAGCGAGGGAGCCCCUAGCCGCGCAGCCCGCGAGCGGCCGCUGCGACCCUCGGCCCGAGCGGCCCGGGCAGCCCCGUGCGGGGGCCGCGGACUCGGCUUGGCUGCCCGGCGCGCCGGCGCGGGGUCGCAGCGCGAGCAGCUCCCGGGCUGUCGCCGAGCCCGCUCCUGACAGAAUAACGUGCUCGGUGUCCCCACCCCUGGGAGGGGUUGCCGGUGCCGCGAGCGGCCUCCCAGUUUCCAUCUCUUUCUCCUGGGGAGGAUCCACCGCUGCGAGGAAGGAUUAGAAUAAACCUUGCCGAGGCGUAGAAGUGGCUCCCGAGCCAGCCGGCAGCGCCGCGGCCGCCGCCUCGUGUCCCCUCGGGGCGCAGCGCUCGGGGGUCGGCGGGCCGGAACCGAGGCACCGCGGGGGAGCCGAGGGCGGCGGGUUCGAGCGAGCGGCUGUGCGAGGGGUCGAGCGUGCGGCGAGCCCGGAGUCGGCCAGGCAGCCCCUCGCGCCCCGCGGGACCCCGGAGCCCCGGCACGCGGGCUGGAAGCGACUGAGGACCGGCGGGGGCAGCGGGCGAGCAGCGUCCCUCCGGGAAGGGGAUCCGGCUAUGACAGCUGGGCUCCCGGAGGGGUUAACCUGAGUCUCCUCCGCAAAGUUGUCGCCGAGCUCGGAUCCCGCGUAGGGGCCGCGGCGCCGCGGCUCGGGGGGCGGUCGUGGCUCGGCGGGGCCCGCGCGGCCGGGGGGCUCCUGGGGGUGCGCACCCCACGCCGGCUGCCCUCGUGGAUGCCUCCCGGCGGCGGCGGGCCCAUGAAAGACUGCGAGUACAGUCAGAUCAGCACCCACAGCUCCUCCCCCAUGGAGUCGCCCCACAAGAAGAAAAUCGCGGCCCGGAGGAAAUGGGAGGUUUUCCCGGGAAGGAACAAGUUCUUCUGCAACGGGAGGAUCAUGAUGGCCCGGCAGACUGGCGUCUUCUACCUGACUCUCAUCCUCAUCCUGGUCACGAGCGGACUCUUCUUCGCCUUCGACUGCCCGUAUCUAGCGGUGAAACUCACCCCCGCCAUCCCCGUGGUCGGUGGCAUUCUGUUCUUCUUUGUGAUGGGGACCCUGCUCCGCACCAGCUUCAGUGACCCCGGAGUCCUCCCGCGAGCCACGCCUGAUGAAGCUGCCGACCUGGAAAGGCAAAUAGAUAUCGCAAACGGCACCAGUUCAGGGGGGUACCGCCCACCCCCCAGAACCAAAGAAGUCAUCAUCAAUGGCCAGACUGUGAAACUUAAAUACUGUUUCACCUGCAAGAUUUUCCGGCCCCCUCGUGCUUCUCACUGUAGCCUGUGCGAUAACUGCGUAGAACGAUUUGAUCACCACUGUCCCUGGGUAGGCAACUGUGUGGGGAAAAGAAACUACAGAUUUUUUUAUAUGUUUAUAUUAUCUCUGUCUUUUCUGACAGUCUUUAUAUUUGCAUUCGUUAUCACCCACGUCAUUCUUCGAUCACAGCAGACGGGCUUCCUGAAUGCGCUCAAGGACAGUCCGGCGAGCGUGCUGGAGGCCGUGGUGUGCUUCUUCUCCGUCUGGUCCAUCGUGGGACUCUCGGGCUUCCACACCUACCUGAUCAGCUCCAACCAGACCACGAACGAAGACAUCAAAGGCUCUUGGUCAAAUAAAAGAGGUAAAGAGAAUUAUAACCCCUACAGCUACGGGAACAUCUUCACAAACUGCUGUGUCGCCCUGUGUGGGCCCGUGUCCCCCAGCCUCAUCGACCGAAGGGGGUACAUCCAGCCCGACACCCCGCAGCCGGCCGCACCCUCCAACGGGAUGUCCGCGUACGGGGCCACGCCGUCGCAGAGCGACAUGUGCGACCAAGACCAGUGCAUUCAGAGCACCAAAUUCGUUUUGCAGGCCGCGGCCACGCCCCUGCUGCAGAGCGAGCCCAGCCUCACCAGCGACGAGCUGCACCUGCCCGGGAAGCCGGGCCUGGGCACGCCCUGCGCCAGCCUGACGCUCGGGCAGCCCACGCCGCCCUCCUCCAUGCCCAACCUCGCCGCCGAGGCCGGGCUCACAGACAUACUGCCCCUGAAGGAGGAGCACGUGGGCCACCAGUUCCUGACCCCAGAGGAAGCGCCCUCGCCGCCCCGGCUGCUGGCCGGCAGCCCCCUGGCGCACAGCCGCACCGUGCACGUCCUGGGCCUGGCCAGCCAGGACUCUCUGCAUGAAGAUUCGGUGCGUGGCCUGGUGAAACUCAGCUCCGUGUGACCGCGCAGCCCGGCGGCCGGGGACUGCAGGCCGCAGGAGCGGGCGGAGGGCGGCUGCCCGCAGCCACCCUCCCACGACCCAGUGCCACUCUGGCGAGGACGACUCCCGGUCCUGGUCACAAGGACCACGUGGAGGGUCCAUGGAUCCCCUCUGACGGCAGAGGCGGCAGGACCCCAGUGCUUACAGCUCGGUGGUUUUGGCAUUUGCUUCCCAAACUGACGGCUUUGAUAACAACGGCAAUAGAGAGGUAGCUGUUUUCAGGCAUUUGGGAAUGAAAGGUGGGCGUGGGGACAAGAGGAGCCUGGGGCGUCUGCCAUCAGCUGCUGGGGAAAAGGACAGUGCCUGGAUGUCACGCUGUCUGCUUGCUGCUCGUGUGACAGACACACGGAAGGUGUAUGAGACUGGUGGCCAGACUGAUAUUGCACUUACAUGUUAUGCUACUAAUAUCUGAAAUAGACAUGCCAUUCCAUUUGUUAAUUUAAAAAAAAAAAACACCUAAAGGGAAAAAAAGCGACCAGAUGUGGACUUUGCAUGCCACGCUGUCCUGUUUACAGUGGUGUUGGUAUUCCAAAGGACGUGCUGCUUUCCUCUUUCCUUUCUUCUUAAUUUUGUGAGUUUUCACGCGCUGUUGAAUGGGAAGACAGUGCAAGGAACCAGGGCUAACGGACAGCGCCGUCGCGGGCCAGCCCGUCUGGCCCCGGCACCCCUGGGUGGGGGCUGCAGAGGGCUGCGGGGCUCUGAGCGGACCGAGAACCAGUUCACCUUCUGUUUAGAAGUCCCCCGAGGUCUUGUGUUGUGCCCCGCCCGCCACAGUCUCCGCCUCCUGCGUGACCACACUUCCUGUGGGCAGCCAAUAAAGUGACGUCCUCUGUUACUUGGGGUCUGCGUGCCGUUGUCCUUCACAGCUUAAACGACAGCCAGGUCCUCGGGGUGGCUGCAGAGGGUCUGUUCCUACUGAAGUGUCCCUAGCAAGGAGCGGCCCCCAAACCGCCCAAACUCAGACCGUUGAACUGUGGGUACGGAUGGGGUGAUUUCUCAGAUAAGAGAGCUUCUUUUUCCAUUAUUUGUGUCGUUUCCUUCAUCACCUCGUUUUGACACAGUUUUAGCGGAAUUUGUUCCAUGUGCACCGAUUGGCCUGAGGCAGGUCCUCUGUGCCGUGUAGAGGGAGCAGGUACCUGGGGACAAGGUGUGCCACAGGACCACCUUCUCUGCCCUGCCUCGUGCGGACGUGGCACCAGUGCUCGGAAGGGUGGCCUGCCAUCCUGGCGAAGGCAUUGAGAAGAGAGGAGAAACCAGUCUAGAGUCUGGGCUGAGAUCACGUAGAUCGUCAUUCUCACCUAGACACUCGCCAGAGUGGAAUUAAGAAAAUUACCACUCCAUUCAUCCGGGCCCCUGUGUCAUCUGGAAAGGAACCGGCUGUGUACGUAGGGAGCGAAG
Molecule: messenger RNA, 3864 nt
Organism: Phyllostomus discolor (pale spear-nosed bat)
Lineage: Eukaryota; Metazoa; Chordata; Mammalia; Chiroptera; Phyllostomidae
Gene: ZDHHC14
Product: zinc finger DHHC-type palmitoyltransferase 14
Exons: 9
Coding region: 964-2427 (487 amino acids)
Biological process (GO): peptidyl-L-cysteine S-palmitoylation; protein targeting to membrane
Cellular component (GO): endoplasmic reticulum; Golgi apparatus
Molecular function (GO): protein-cysteine S-palmitoyltransferase activity
Source: RefSeq, a predicted model, not a curated record